Messenger RNA from Brassica rapa (field mustard), 5155 nucleotides. RefSeq names its product protein NLP8-like. Gene Ontology annotation, molecular function: DNA-binding transcription factor activity; protein binding. The record is from RefSeq and is a predicted model, not a curated record. Lineage: Eukaryota; Viridiplantae; Streptophyta; Magnoliopsida; Brassicales; Brassicaceae.
AUGUUGUUUUUUUUUUAUUAAGGGUGUGGUGUCUGCUUCUGGUUUUUUUAACUUUCUGAACAAUCUGCAUUUUCUGAAAUUUCUAUAAAAUCAUGUUUUGGUUUAAAUAUUUGUACUAUUGGUAUAAAUUUAUGCAAACCUUAAUGUUUUCCCCACAGUUAUUUUCAUAUUAUAAUACAUUGUUUGGUCCGUCUCGAUCAUUAUUUUGGCCCACGACUACAUUUAGGUAAAUCGUAAGUGAUUUUAAAAGCCAUGAAAAUGGGUCGCAAGGUCUUAGUGCUGAAAAGAAGCUAAUUAUGUAAAAUAUUAUCCACACGUGCUUUUGAUGCAACACCCUACCAAUUCAAAAAAUUCGUGUAAAUAAAUUAGUGUUUUACAAUUACUAGAUCACCAACAAUGCUCAGUAAAAAAUAUGGGAUUUCCAACUUUCACAUUUAUCGUACGAUCUUAUUUUAAACAGUUAUUAAGUAGAUAUUUGCCACAACAGAUUUUACUACAUUAACCUAACAAUGUAUAGAAUUCGGUAAAAAAACCGUUUUAUAAUUUUAAACAAUUAUGAACUUGCACCUACGUGGUUUGGAUAUUAUAUACCACAAUUUUUUAAAGAAAAAGUUUAGUAACCUAUUGUGUUAUUUAAAGAAAAAAGGACGUAAGUUUUGAAAAAAACAAGUUGCUAAAAACAUGGUAUUUUAAUAUGACAAUAAUAAAUUAAUAAAUAUAAUGGGCCAACAAAAAAUAGCAAUCCUUCUGCAAGCAUAGUUACAAAUUUUUUUUUAAAAAUAACAAAGGAACAUAAUCAUUCACAGACACAAAACUUCUUUAUAUAAACUGAAUAGAUGUACACUUAUCUAAUUAUUUUAAAAUAUAAAAAGCGUUACUGACCACGACAAAAUAUAACCACCAAUCAGCUAGCCAUUAUAUAUAACAAAGUCAGUCUGGUGAAAAAGGGACAAAAAGCCAUAAUCAAUUUUGAAAACAAAAAAAGUACGGGCAUUGAGGAUGAACUGGUUUUUUGACAAAAAAAAAAGGGAGUUAUUUGGAUGCUAGAUCUCCUUUUGUCACUAAAUACUUUAAUAGAUAUAAGCACAUUAACAAUUUUACUAUACCGAUUUUUUUUUCAAAAAGGAUUAUUAACGGCAACAAUAGUAGGGUAGAAAAAACUUCAACCCCGUCACAUGAGUUUUAACUAUAUUCUGAUUGGGCCUCCUAAUUGAUUUGCUAGAUUAUUCACUUAUCUGCGCAAUUUCAACCAAACAGAUGGGUUAUGCAAUGGUACAAUGAUGGUGGUAACACAGAUCAUGACCGAAAAAGAUGUUGGGGAACGGGUUCUAAUCCCUAGGAUUCAGCUGACCUCCAUAGAUACCAUGUAUCCUUCCACAUUUCGUCGACGCCAGUAUCAAGAGAUCAAUGGAUUGUUUGAUGCAAUAAUUGUUGUUUCAGAACCAAAAUGGUCUUCCAAGUUAAUAGUCUAAAUACAACUACAAUGCAAACAUACUAAUAACACUCAUAAACUGGUGUAAACAUGACUAACCAGUAAAAUUUAUCACACUAUCAAACAAAUGAACAUACAAAAAUUCAUUGAGAAAAUAUAUAUUUUAAUUCUUAGUCAUUAGACAAUAUAUCACAUCCCGCCCGUAGGCCCGGACGGGCCGACCCUAGUAUUUAUAUAUUUUAUUAACAAUAGUAAUUGUCGGUUCUGUAAAACAUACACUGACAUAUGAGAAGACACCGCGUCCAAGGAUUCCCAAAUUAAAAUAUUUAUCUAAUUUUGGAUAAAAAAAGAAAUAUCAGUCCCAGUUCCUUUCACGUCGUCACACGUGGAUAACUCUUAUCAAAACGCAUCGUUCUGUUGCUUACGCAAGCACACAAGCUCUCAAGAUACAGAGAGAGAGAGAGAGAGAGAGAGCGAUUCGAUUCAAAAGUCUAUUCUUUUCGUUGCAAAGCUUACGAGUAUUCCAUUAAAUGUAAGCGGCCAUAUAUCACUCUGCUGAUGUAGUAGUAUCUUCCUCCACUGCUUAAAGCGGUACUGAUGGAGGUUUGAUUUACUAAAGUUGCUACGUGAGGGCGUUUUCAAGAAUCCUUCUUUGCUUUCUAAUCAUCAACGUUAUGGAACACCCUUUUGCUUCCAGAGACAAGGUGUUUGGUUAUCAAGAUAUCUCAACAGAAGAGAUGGAUAGUUUCAGCUUUGGUUCUGGUGUUAGGAGCUUGAUCUCUGACGAUAUGUUUAACUCAUCUUCCAACUCUGAGCUUGUGAAUUUCGACUCUUUCUCCACAUGGUGUAACAGCCCUUCCGUGAGUGAUGUCUUGUUCGCCCAAUAUGGUCUGUCGACCUCUCAGUCUAUGCCUUUUGGAGCUAUCACUUCAGCUCAUGCACCCGAGCUGAGAGCUGCUACUUUACCAGGUCUUACUCGUUCAUUUCAUGAUAUGGAAAGCUCUUACUAUGGUGAAGAAAGACCGUCACUACAGGAAAUGAUCUCUCAGUUUGAUCACUCGUUAGAUAGCGUUCAGUUAAGUGGUAAACGGCGCAGGGUGGCUAACCAGAAGAAUGGUUUUCCUAACUUGAUGAACUGUACUAUCCCUAGGUCUUUGAGCCACUCACUAGAUGAGAAGAUGCUCAAGGCACUAAGCUUGUUUUUAGAGUCCUCAGGUUCAGGAGAGGGCAUUUUAGCUCAAGUUUGGACUCCUAUUAAGAUAGGAGACCAGCACGUGCUCAGUACAUGUGAUCAGGCCUAUUUGCUUGACCCGAGGCUUUCUCAGUACCGUGAAGUCUCGAGGAAAUUCACUUUUGCCUCUGAAGCAAAUCAGUGCUCUUUUCCGGGUCUUCCUGGCCGUGUCUUCAUCUCCGGAGUACCUGAGUGGACGUCAAACGUUGUGUAUUACAAGACGGAUGAGUAUCUGCGUAUGAAGCAUGCAAUAGAUAAUGAAGUCCGUGGCUCCAUUGCUAUACCUAUCCUUGAAGCUUCUGGGACAACUUGUUGUGCCGUCAUGGAGCUUGUCACUUCCAAGGAAAAGCCUAAUUUUGAUACGGAGAUGGACUCUGUCUGCCGUGCUCUCCAGGCUGUAAACUUACGGACAUCAGCGAGCCCUCGCCCUCAGUUCCUCUCCAGUAAUCAAAGAGACGCUUUAGCUGAAAUACAAGAUGUUCUCCGAGCAGUAUGUCACGCACACAGGCUGCCUUUAGCUCUAGCCUGGAUUCCUUGUAGUUACGGCAAGGGGGGAAAGAAUCAAUCAGGUGUUCUUUGCGUAGAGGAAACAGCUUGCUAUGUAAAUGAUACGGAGAUGGAAGGCUUUGUGCACGUUUGUUUGGAGCAUUGUCUAAGAGAAAAAGAAGGAAUUGUUGGCAGAGCUUUCGUAUCAAACAAGCCGUUAUUUUCUUCUGAUGUGAAGGCUUAUGACAUCAGUGAGUACCCUCUUGUUCAGCAUGCUCGAAAGUACGGUCUGAAUGCUGCUGUUGCUAUAAAACUGAGGAGCACUUACACUGGUGAAGAUGAUUACAUACUUGAACUGUUCUUGCCUGUAAGUAUGAAAGGGAGCUUGGAGCAACAGCUUCUAUUAGACAGCCUUUCCGGUACUAUGCAGAGAAUUUGUCGAACUCUUAGAACCGUUUCAGAUGUAGGGGAAGCUAAAAAAGAAGUGAGUAAAACUGGAGUUCUGAAUGCAUGUUCAGGAAACUUCCAGACAAUGUUAUCAGAUUCAGAACUUAACUCUACUAGAAAUAUAUUUUCGGAUAUGUCCUCUGAUAAAGAUAACAGUAGUACAGGCUCUCAAGGCACUUAUGAGCAGGAUAUGAGCAAAGCUAGAACACCAGAGAAGAAGAAAAGUACAACAGAGAAGAAUGUGAGCUUAAGUGUUCUGCAACAACAUUUUUCUGGGAGUCUAAAGGAUGCUGCAAAAAGCCUUGGUGGUGAGUUUUCCACAUUUUCUUAUGUACUGAUGAGUUUUAUUGUCGGACAAACUUUUCUGACGCUUGACUUUGUAUCGAAUCUUGCAGUUUGUCCUACUACACUGAAACGGAUAUGCAGACAACAUGGGAUCAUGAGGUGGCCAUCUCGCAAGAUAAACAAAGUGAACAGGUCACUAAGGAAAAUACAGACGGUGCUUGACUCUGUCCAGGGUGUGGAAGGAGGACUCAAGUUUGACUCAGCGACAGGCGAGUUUGUAGCAGUUUGCCCUUUUAUCAAAGAACUUGAUACCCAGAAGGAUCCAUCUUCUAAUGUUAACAAUGAACAUGUUAGAGGUCAUGAAGAUGUGGCGGCUCAAGAUGCUUCGUUUGAGCUCUUGAAAGCUAAAUCAGUCGACAAUGAAAUCAAGUUAGAGGAGGAUAUCAUCACAAACGGAUCAUUCAUGGAGGUUAAUGCUAGUGGUGAGCAAUGGGCUUGGAUGGCUGAACAAUCUAGCUUCCAUUGCAGUGAAGAAAAAAAGAACAAUGGAAACUUAAGCUCUCAGGCAAUCAGAUGCAGUGGCAGUAUCAACGAACCUAACCAGUCCAUGUCAUGCAGCAUGUCAGGUUCAUCAAAUGGCUCAGGUGCAGUUAUGCUACGAAGCUCAUCUACUUCCAUGGACGACUCUAACCAAGUUAGAACACAGAAAAGCAACAGUAGUGAGAGUGGAUCAACAACGCUCACUGUAAAAGCUACUUACAGAGAAGACACAAUACGUUUCAAGUUCGAGCCGUCGCUUGGGUGUUCUCAGCUCUACAAAGAAGUUGGAAAACGGUUUAAACUGCAAGAGGAGUCGUUUCAACUCAAGUACUUAGACGAUGAAGAAGAAUGGGUGAUGCUGGUUACAGAUUCUGAUCUCCAAGAGUGCUUGGAGAUAUUAUAUGGUAUGGGAAAACACACUGUGAAGUUCCUGGUCCGUGAUCUGCCUGCGCCUAUAGGUAGUUCUGCCGGCAGCAACUGUUACCUAGGAACAGGCUUAUAGCAUCUACUGCUCAGUUAUGUUAUCCCUUGUGAAAGAAUGUUUUUUAUUUCUCCAUAUAUUAGUUUGCUUAUAAGAAAAGGUAUGAGGGAUAAAGACAGUUUUGGCAUAGUGGAGUCAGGAUACUGUAUAUGUUUGUCCUUUUAUAUAAAUCAGAGAAUAAGAAGUUUGAUGUCUAAGGCAAGUUACUGAUGUUGUACUCUUGGAAAAUUAGUUUUGGUAUGUUUCGGUUCUA